AUGCUUCACGACAUAGUAGACCGCGAUGACGCUCACUCAGUGGGCAUUCAAUGUCAAUUGUGCUGCAAAUACAAAGAGCUCGAAUGCUCAGAUAAAUAUAAUCCAGACCUUCGAUUCCUCUACAGAUCAGGGACAGAAAUCAUAGAUGAUUUCCUGGAGCCAUGGAGCAACAAGACUGUGUCUACGCUAGAGAGAGAAGAAUACUCGAGUAUAGACCCUCAGGAGGAUAUGAUAGACAAUAUGAUAGAGAAUUGGUGGAAUGGCAGUUUCUCGAUACCUGCGCCAUGCUCGUAUAAGGUUGCUGAAGAGAUACGGAUUGGCAAUGAAGAGCAGAGCACAGAAAGAAUUGUCCAUGCGGAAGAGGUGGAUUAUGAAGACUUGUUCAAAAGUCUGAUGAAUGUCAAUAUUUAUGCUAUCGCAGAAUAUAUGUCGAAUAGCGAGCCCUUUUGUUUCAAUGAGCAUAUCAUCAAUGCCCUUAUAAUUUACGCAGCUAUUGCUGUACCAUACCUGAUUUUUUGA
Molecule: messenger RNA, 519 nt
Organism: Mucor velutinosus
Lineage: Eukaryota; Fungi; Mucoromycota; Mucoromycetes; Mucorales; Mucoraceae
Gene: RPB7
Product: DNA-directed RNA polymerase II subunit
Exons: 2
Coding region: 1-519 (172 amino acids)
Source: RefSeq, a predicted model, not a curated record